UCUAUCAGGUGGGCGACACGUGUCCUUUCCUUAGAUACCACGUGUUCUUACCCUACUGGGCUAUCAAUUUGGCCGUAUCAGAACGCAACCUCCUUAGAUGGACUCCCAACUCUUGAUCCUUUGACUCAAUUUGGAAGACCAUCUACUUUGAUGUCUCCUCCAAACUUGGUUCUCUCCCACAUUGCUCAGUAAUUGACUCCCCAAGGAAUAUGCUUACUGUUGUCUCCUGGGGUCUCCCCCUAUCAAUUAUGCUUUCCCCUCCCCCUGCCCUAUAGGGUUGUUUCCCCUGCCUCUGGCUUUGUAUAUCCCUCCCCCCUUUUUUCCCCUUGUAUUUAAUUUAUAUAUUCAUCCCAAAAAAAAAAAAAAAAAAAUCAUAAAUUUAUCCAUGUGUGUGCUACUACUAUAUUCCAUUUAAAAGAUACUACUCUUUCAGUGAUGGUGCACAAAUGGGAGUAAAUGCUGCAAAGCUAUUGAAAGUAGCAUGGAUGACUUUCCCAAUUGGAAUACUUUUUACAUUUGUAGCUUGCAUAUCUGUCUUCUGGUGGCAGGCACUAAACUUCACCGAUUCCUAUGGGCAAUCUAUCUUGAUUCAUGGAUUUGCAUGCAUAUUAGAGCUACUGGCAGAACCCUUAUACAUUCUUUCACAGAAUUUGCUACUCCUUGAAUUGCGUUUAGUGGUUGAAACUGUGGCAACUCUUUCACGUUGCAUGACAACCUACUUCCUCAUUGUCAAGCAGACUAAUAUGGAAAAAGUGAUUGUAUUUGCAUUAGCACAGAUAGCAUAUGGAGCUUGUUUGUUUUUAGGAUAUUGGGGCUAUUUUCUUCUCACUCACCUAGUGAGAAAUUCUGACCUUUUCCCCUUCAGAAAAGGAAAGAUGACGGAUUAUGAUCAGAGGCUUAAAAAUAUGUGUAUAUUGUUUACUGGUCAAUCCUUCUGGAAGUUGCUCCUUCAGGAAGGGGAAAAGAUGAUACUUGUAUGGUUGGAUACACCCUUCAACCAGGCUGUGUAUGGACUUGUAGACAAAUUAGGUAGUUUAGUUGUGAGAUUGGUGUUUCUUCCUUUUGAAGAAAGUUCUUACACUACAUUUGCAAGGUUUGCAUCAGGGAAAUCUCCUCAGAGAAACAUGAAAAUAGGGAGUUCCCUCACUGAUGCACUAAAACUUGUUAUUUUAAUUGGUUUGGUUGUUAUGGCAUUUGGUCCAAGCUACUCUUAUGCUCUUAUUAGAGUCUUGUAUGGUAGGAAAUGGAGCGAUGGAGAAGCUCCAAAUGCACUUCGUUACUAUUGUCUUUAUGUCAUUGUUUUAGCUAUGAAUGGAACAUCUGAAGCAUUUCUACAUGCAGUGGCAAAUGAGAAACAGUUGAAGCAUUCAAAUGGCUCCUUACUCAUAUUCUCAGGGAUUUACGUUGUACUGAAUGUCCUACUCAUACGCUCAGCUGGGGCAAUUGGGUUAAUUGCGGCUAAUUCAUUAAAUAUGAUUUUCAGGAUUCUGUACUCUGCAGUAUUCAUUAUGCAUUAUUUUCAGGAUUCUAGAUCCUUUGCAUUCAAUCAGUGCUUGCCAUCUGGUUGGACAGUUUUGCUUCUUUCAGGUGUUGCUACUCUCAUAUCUGAGCGAAUAUUUCUCGAUCGGGAAAAUUUUUGGCCAACCAUGCUCAUUCAUUCAUCCUUUGGAUUGACAUGCUUAUGUAUAUCCACCAUUGUAAUAUAUUGCCGUGAGAGGCCUUUCAUCAACAAAAUCAUCCGUUUUCGGGACCAUGUUGAAUAGAAUAACUAACUGAUACUUCACUUGAGCCUCAAAGAUGGAGCCCCGGGAAUUCUUAAAUUGGCUGGUUCACAGGGCCGAGUCUAUAACUAAAAUGGGCUGGGCCCUGAGUUUGGGCUCUACAAAAUCUGCCACCAAGGAAACUUGUAAAAUGUUAUUACUUGUUCAUCCAGGACCUAUACAAACUUUUGUUUUUUGUGAACUCAGAUGAAGUGGUUGCUUUGUGUUCAUUGUAUAUGAACACGACUGUGGCGGGGGAAAAUGUCAAUUUCACAUCGGCUGUGAGAAUGAUGUGGCAAUUCUAAUCAUUGGAUAGAUAGUGGAUGGUCUAGAUUGGCCACUAGUUAAGUUUCAGCCACAAAGUGCCACUUCACGGCCGUCAAGAAUGAUUGUCUAGACAACAGAUUGUCAGGAUAAGCUACUUUAUCAAGUUUUAGACUCAAAUUCAACCAUGUUCUCAUACUUGUAUUUGCAUGGAUUACCAUGUAUUUUUAUGCACCCCACUACUGUACGUGCACUUUCUCAUGGUCUUGGAUUUUAAGAGACUAUUUUUCCACUUGGCAAA
Molecule: messenger RNA, 2325 nt
Organism: Macadamia integrifolia
Lineage: Eukaryota; Viridiplantae; Streptophyta; Magnoliopsida; Proteales; Proteaceae
Product: protein RFT1 homolog
Exons: 12
Coding region: 447-1763 (438 amino acids)
Biological process (GO): glycolipid translocation; dolichol-linked oligosaccharide biosynthetic process
Cellular component (GO): endoplasmic reticulum membrane
Source: RefSeq, a predicted model, not a curated record